GUGCGAGCUGCGCCCGCCUGGAGGAAGUGGCCGCGGCUGCGAAACGAGGAAGCCGCGUCUCCCGGCGCCCUGAGCGCGGGGCCGGGACGCAGCGGCGGGAGCUUCGCCCCGCGCCCGCCUCAGCCGAGCCCAGAUACCAAACACUAGUGGUUAAUCAGGAGAAGAAAACAUGACCAACAACCCAGCAAACAUCGCUAACCACCUGCCAUACUUUUUUGGCAAUAUUACACGUGAAGAAGCAGAAGAAUACCUGAUGCAUGAACGGCUGAGUGAGGGACUGUAUCUUCUGCGCCAAAGUCGAAACUAUCUUGGUGGUUUUGCUUUGUCCUUGGUACAUGAAAGGAGGGUUCAUCAUUACACAAUUGAGAGGGAAUUGAGUGGCUCAUAUGCCAUUGCAGGAGGGAAGUCCCAUGCAAGUCCUGCUGAACUCAUUCACUAUCAUGCAGAAGAAGAGGAUGGCUUGGUCUGUCUACUUAGAAAACCUUGCAACCGGCCACCAGGUGUUGAGCCCAAAACUGGACCAUUUGAAGAUCUAAAAGAGAACCUCAUCAGAGAAUAUGUUAAACAAACUUGGAACCUGCAGGGUCAUGCCUUGGAACAAGCUAUUAUUAGUCAAAAGCCACAGCUGGAGAAGCUGAUUGCCACUACUGCCCAUGAGAAGAUGCCAUGGUUCCAUGGGAAGAUCUCUCGAGAAGAAUCGGAGCAGCGCAUCCGUAUAGGAACAAAAACUAAUGGAAAAUUUCUAAUCAGGGAAAGGGACAACAAAGGAUCCUAUGCUCUCUGCGUGCUUAGUGAUGGAAAAGUACUGCAUUAUCGUAUUGACAGAAACAAGACAGGAAAGCUCUCUAUACCAGAUGGAAAAAAGUUUGACACUCUCUGGCAGUUAGUUGAACAUUAUUCAUAUAAACCAGAUGGCUUACAAAGAGUCCUCACAAUUCCAUGUCCACGAGUUGGCUCAGACAAUGAUGUUGUUUUUGAUAACCGGCCUCCACUUCCUGGAACUCAUCCUAAGAGUUGGUCAGGAGGUGGAAUUAUCUCAAGACUCAAAUCGUACACCUUUCCAAAGGCUGGAAGGAAAAAGUUGCACUCAUCCAUUGCUCACUCAAGUGAUGAUUCAGCAUCUUUUAACCCUUACGUAGGACAGAUGACAAAAGGACACUUCGGAGCUGAAAAAGGUGAUCAGAGAGAAGCCUUGCCUAUGGACACAGAAGUCUAUGAAAGUCCAUAUGCAGAUCCAGAGGAGAUAAAGCCGAAAAAUGUCUCCCUGGAAAGAAACUUGCUGACUCUGGAGGAAGGAGAAAUUGGUUCUGGCAACUUUGGUACAGUAAGGAAAGGGUUCUAUAAAAUGAAAAAGGGUGCUAAGCUAGUAGCUGUAAAAAUUCUUAAGAAUGAGAAUAGUGAUCCAGCCAUAAAGGAUGAGUUACUGAAAGAAGCAAAUGUAAUGCAGCAACUAGACAAUCCAUACAUUGUCCGAAUGAUAGGCAUAUGUGAAGCUGAGUCCUGGAUGUUAGUAAUGGAGAUGGCAGAACUUGGGCCAUUGAAUAAAUUUUUGCAAAAAAACAGACAUGUCACGGACAAGAAUAUAACAGAACUGGUUCAUCAGGUCUCCAUGGGGAUGAAAUACUUGGAGGAGAACAAUUUUGUACACAGGGAUUUGGCUGCAAGGAAUGUAUUGCUAGUUACCCAACAUUAUGCCAAAAUCAGUGACUUCGGACUUUCCAAAGCUCUUAAUGCUGAUGAGAAUUAUUACAAGGCACAAAGUCAUGGAAAAUGGCCAGUCAAGUGGUAUGCUCCAGAAUGCAUUAACUAUUACAAAUUUUCUAGCAAGAGUGAUGUUUGGAGCUUUGGAGUUUUAAUGUGGGAAGCGUUUUCCUAUGGACAGAAGCCAUAUAAGGGAAUGAAAGGAGCUGAAGUUUGCCAGAUGAUUGAAAGAGGAGAAAGGAUGGAAUGCCCUGAAGUGUGUCCAGCUGAGAUUUAUGACCUAAUGAAACGAUGUUGGACAUAUAACAUUGAUGAUCGACCAGGGUUUUCUGCUGUUGAAUCCAGGCUACGUAACUACUAUUAUGACAUUUCUCAUUAACAGUAUAAAUUAUAUGGACUGAUGUUUACUUUAGUUGAUUGCAAGUUCUCUUCUGAGAAAAUAAACAGGAGCCAACAUUUUCAGCUGGUAAAAGUAGACCAACUUUGGGUGCUGCCAGCCUUCUUCAUAUGGGCAAUGUUCAAAGCAAGGCCCUUCAUUGUAGAAUUGCCUUUGUUUGCUUUUUCUGUGGAAUCAUGAAGCAUAAAAUAUAAUUAAAAGAGUAGAUACUUCUGCAGUGUUUCUGGCAGAGGCACUAUAACAGCACCUUAGAAUUCUGCUAGAGUAAAUUGGUUUUAUUUUAUUUACAUUUUUGUCAUAACAUUUUCAUGUUUUGUCUUUCAGUUUUCUUCUCCUCAUACGUAUAUUUGAGUAUAAAACCAGCAUCUGUCUUGAUGCUAAUUUUCUCAGUACUAAUAUACGUCCCUAAGAAUUGCUCCAAACUCCCCAAAAGUAUAAAUGGGUAUGUCUACACAUGCUGAUUUAAGAUGCUUUAGCCCGAUUUAAGGUGUAUUAAGAGUACGGGUCUACAAUGUGCCCCCUUAACGCACCUUAAAAAUGGGCAAUUUUAAGUUAUUCAUGCCUAAAUGUGAUACCUACAUAAAGCAGGUAUCAAAUUUAGACCCAAAUAGCUAAAUCACAUUAGGAAACAUAUAGACACGCUAAUGCACAUUAACACAAUGUGUGUCCAUUGACUUGGGACUAAUUUUAGUCCCAAGUCAGUCUGCAUACCUGUACUAAUGUGCAUGAUCACACGUAUGUAUAGAUGUGAGCCUAAAUUGCCUUAAUGCAUAUUAGGCAAAUGCACAUUACAUUUAAGUUCACAUAAAAGCACAUGUAGACAGGUCCAAUAUGUGCUAAACAUUUUUUUCACUAUAAAAGGAAGGAAUCUUUGACUGACACAUUUUAAUUCCUUAGUUUAUGAAUUAAUAUUCUCUGUUUAGACCACAGAGAUCCUUGCCAAAGGAUCCUGUGCACCUCAACAGUAAUGUCAGCAAAGAGGAGCCAAGAAUUGUGAAUUCCUACUAUGUGGCAAGGAAGCACCAGUUCUAACAUGCAUUACCCACUACCCACUCAGCCUUUCACAGAAGCCCAGCUUCUCACAUACCAUAUGUUGGUACUGAGGCUCCGAGGCAUACACCCUCCCAGAGACAGUGGGUUUCCUUGUCUAAGGUGAUGCUGCUGGGUUUAACUUAAUGUUCGUGCCUACAUUCCUUUACAGGAUAGCUCCGCACUGAGAGAUCAAUGAGAGCAUCUCCUUUUCUGUCUUCACUCUCCUCCUUUGAUGACUUUUCCAGGCGCUAAGGCUCUCUGAUGUCAUCUGCCAAACAGUCACUGCCUCCUCUUUCAAAUUUUGCUUUAAAACUUACACCUUCCUCACAGCCAAUCCACCCAGUUUCCAUUCCCAAAACUUGCUCAACUGUUUUAUAACAAACAGGCUCAGUAAAUGUCAUUACAUAAAACGGAAACUCACAAGACAUUUCCCAUGCGCCCUGUUUUUCUCUUCCCACUGUUGCAGGAAUCUGAGUACCCUCCUUUUACCCCAGGAGAUUUGUCCAUAUCAUUUUUCCCUCCUCACAAUGUCAGUGUUUAUUCUGUUAGUACAGUUAGCUUCUAUCAGAUUGCAGGCUCCUUAGAAAACAGGUUUUGUCUUUCCAUUUGUUUAUGAUGCACCAUGAAUACCUCUGGCACUAUAUAAAUAUAGUGACUAUCAUAAUAGCAGCAAAUACUGUAGCUCAUCUCUCCUCCCUAUUGUACUUUCAUGAUAUUUUGUCAAAUUGUAAGUAUUGCAAGCACCACAGGUUCCAUUCUCAGCUCCCACCCAAAUCCUGUUAUUGGUAUUUCCAUAUAUUAUGUAGAAUUGAUACAUAUUUUAUACCUUUGAAGAUACGGGUUUUGAAAGACUAUGAAGAAUAAUAUGUAGAAAUAGAUAUAUUUAUUUUGAAUAUUGUUUUACUAUUAAAUUAACUGAGGAUUUUUAAAAUUAAACUAAUAUUUUUCUCCUUGAGAA
This is a messenger RNA of Gavialis gangeticus (Gharial), 4088 nucleotides long. RefSeq names its product spleen associated tyrosine kinase (gene SYK). The transcript is spliced from 14 exons. Gene Ontology annotation, molecular function: ATP binding; non-membrane spanning protein tyrosine kinase activity; signaling receptor binding. The coding region runs from base 170 to 2080 and encodes 636 amino acids. Gene Ontology annotation, cellular component: extrinsic component of cytoplasmic side of plasma membrane; cytoplasm. Gene Ontology annotation, biological process: macrophage activation involved in immune response; cell surface receptor protein tyrosine kinase signaling pathway; neutrophil activation involved in immune response. NCBI's taxonomy places the organism in Eukaryota, Metazoa, Chordata, Crocodylia, Gavialidae. The record is from RefSeq and is a predicted model, not a curated record.